Molecule: messenger RNA, 1338 nt
Organism: Folsomia candida
Lineage: Eukaryota; Metazoa; Arthropoda; Collembola; Entomobryomorpha; Isotomidae
Product: L-sorbosone dehydrogenase
Exons: 3
Coding region: 88-1299 (403 amino acids)
Source: RefSeq, a predicted model, not a curated record
AUAAAAUGCAGGUGCUCCAGUCGCCAAAAGGAGGUCUACAGGGCACAAGUUUACCACACUUUUGAAUAUUCAGGCCCCAAUUAUAAAAUGAUCAAAUUCGUCCUACUGCUCCUCUUGGGGCUGACCUACACUCCCGCAGAAGGGGCGUGGACGGUCGAUCCUCCAUAUUAUGGACAAUAUUACGCAGGCAUGGGAGGUGUCCGUGGGUUAUGGGUGGACCCGUCUGGUGAUCUCUUGGCAGAAGCACGCGGUCAUGUGCACGUCGUUUACGAAGAGGAUAAUGGCGACGGAACCAUUGCCGUCAGACAAGUCGAGAUCAUCACUGCCGCCGGACUUAAUCUGAACCACGGUGUCACCUUCCACGACGGUCAUAUCUACGCCUCCAGUGCGGUCAGAGUAUUCAGGUGGCCUUACACGCCUGGAAGUCGUACAGUUGUUCCAGAUUUGUCAGAAAUUGUGGUCAAUAACAUUCCUUCUGGUGGCCAUGACACGAGAAGCAUGAUCUUUGAUCCGCAAGGGAGACUCAUUGUCACGGUCGGAUCUGGUGGAAAUGUGGACCAGAACUCUAACCGAGCUCGAAUCCGUAGGUGCACUCUGGCAGGACAGCUUCCAAUUCAAUUUGAAGAUUGUGAGGUUUAUAUCGACGGACUGAGAAACGAAGUAGGACUCGCGUACGAUCUGAACGGAGUUCUACACGGUGUGGGUAAUGGGGCUGAUCAGCUGAACCGACCCGAUAUCGGCGGCGAUAUUCAUAACGGUAACCCUGCCGAAGAGUUUAACCGAUUUGACCGACCGACCGGACAACAUUACGGUUAUCCAUACUGCUUCUCAACCCACAAUUUGGCUGGAUACCCGAAAGGCGAACAGUUCGCGUGGCCGUCAUUCCUUAACGAUGGAAUCCACGACGACGCGUGGUGUAGGAACGUGAACAACAACCAACCCCCACUCAUCGCCAUGCCGGCCCACACCGCCCCUCUGGGUCUUGAUUUUUACAAGGGUCAAAAUUGCGACGGAGGUAAUGGAGCGUUCCCCUGCAGCGUGACUGGUGACGCGUUCGUGGCGUUGCAUGGAUCGUGGAACAGUGACAUCCCCGUCGGGUACAAGGUCGCAUGGUAUCCGUUCUCCAAUGGUGAACCCACCGGUGAAGAGAAGGACAUGGUUUACGAUCCAGACACCUCUUUUAGAGCUGUGAAUGCCGUGUUUAAUAAUAAUGGACAUUUAUUGGUCAGUGCGGAUGGAAAUGGGUUCAUUAUCAAGGUUACCUACGGCAUGCCAGCGAAACCAAUUCGAAACGAUUAAGAAUUAAAGUAGUAAAUAAACGGAAUUUAUAUAUUGUCA